This is a messenger RNA of Aspergillus versicolor CBS 583.65, 1677 nucleotides long. RefSeq lists its product as uncharacterized. The transcript has 3 exons. The coding region runs from base 435 to 1595 and encodes 386 amino acids. The record is from RefSeq and is a predicted model, not a curated record. Lineage: Eukaryota; Fungi; Ascomycota; Eurotiomycetes; Eurotiales; Aspergillaceae.
UUUUUUUUUUUUUACUGGAAACGCCGGCAAACAGCAGACGAACGAGGCGCAUACAGAAACAGCCGUAGAAAGGGAAAUAUUACCAUACUAGCUGUAUGAUGGUUACGCCUAUAUUUAGGACGCAGUGAAGACGAUCCCCAGACUCAAACAGACGUCAUCGCUCAGCAAUUAUAAAGCACUAGGCAGCGCUUCAGUCUUUUCUGCUCCUCAGAUCUAGAUUACUUUUUUUCCCCCUAUCCUCAGGCGCCAUUGAAGUCCUCUCUGUUCUCUUACAGCGAAUCUAUUUUGCAUACACGACUCAACGGUCGCUCUCUUUGUCCCUCUCAUCCGCGGUUCUUUACCCCACCACACCAAACUGCUGCCUGCGGUUCCUGUCACCCGCCAGCGUCACCCACGGUUCGCCCACGCUGACCCCUUCUGGGUCAUCCGAUACUAUGGGCCGGUUCUCUGAUACCCUCUCGUCCAUGUUGGACGGUGACUCGGACCACCAUUCUCGUGAGUCGCGCGGCCGCCAUCACUCCCGUGGACCUGCGGUUCUGGACCGACCACCACCGCGCCGGUUUGAAGACGAAGGCCGUUGGGAUUCUCGCAUACAUGACCCCGAUCGCUAUGGCCCUCCUGCCCGAAUGCCGAGCAGGCAUUACGAUGAUGACCACAUUGCUCACAGAGGCGCUCUGGUCCGCCAGGAGCGCCGUCACGCUGAAAGCCCCCCUCCCCGACCGAGGCUGCUCCGACGACAGUCCUCGUUGGAUACCUUCGAUCGCGUGCCCUCCCGCAAGAUAGACGAGUACUACCGUGGUUAUCUUCCAAGAGCGCCACCAAGUCCGCCUCCGCUCCGCCGCGUGCCGCUGCGAGAAGAGUACGAAGCCAUUCGGGUUCCAGAGCGAGAGCCUAGGUACCGAGAGAAGGUAGAGGAUGCGAAGCCGUAUCCGCGCAAGGGAAAGACACGCAUGCCGGAGAAACUCGUUCAUCCUCGCGCAAUUCGUGAAUUUGGCUAUCCUUACGAAGAAGAGGGUGACCUAGUCAUCAUCCAGCUAGCUCUUUCAAAGGAUCAGAUUGAUGCUGUCAUUGAGAGAAGUCGCGAGAUCAGGCGCCAGGCUGAAGCCAUCCCUAUAAGAGCACGGUCUCCCGUCCGAGCGACAUCUAGACGCAGAAGAUCUGAGCGAUUUGUGAUGGGCACCUAUUCGCCGAGUCCUAGAGCCAGCGAGACUCUGAUAGUCGAGCCGUCGCCCGAUCGAUAUCUCUCGCCUUCUCCCCGUCGUGGGUACGAUUAUUCCACAUCUACAACGAAGAGAACAGUUUCACGUUCACGUUCGAUUUCUAUCCAACCACGCCGUCGCCGCCACUCAUCACCCCCGCGCAUGUUGUUGGAACGCCGCUCCGAGCGCUCCGACAAUCCCAGUCACAAUGCCUUGGUCAUACGUCCGCGGGAUAGCGAUAGUGAUCUUGAUGACUAUGCCAUUGACCAUUACAGACCGCCAUUUGACCCGAGCACUGCGCUAUAUGGUGAUGGCGACCAAGAGGAGAUUUUGGAGGUCAAACGCGAUCGAAGAGGUAUUUUUGCGAUCGCCAAAAUCCGCAGCCGAGUAUUAUAACUGACAUAUGCACUAGGGCCGUCCUCGCGAACCGUCCGUCGCAUGCUUGCAACGAUGACUUAAACGCUGGCGCCGGGCGUAG